AUGAGCAGAUAUAAUGUUUUGAAUAAUAAUAAUAUAGGUAAUGUGUCUCAAGAUAAACUUGACAUUUCAAAGGUAAUUUUUGGCGCAGGAGUUUUCAGUAUCAGGUAUAAUCCUAUUAAGGAAGUACGGCCUUUGGAGUCAGUGCAUAAAGCAUUAAAGCUAGGUAUAAAUGGAUUUGAUACAAACCCAUAUUAUGGAAAUAGUGAAGAAAUUCUUGAUAAACUUGACAUUUCAAAAGUAAUUUUUGGCGCAGGAGUUUUCAGUAUCAGGUAUAAUCCUAUUAAGGAAGUACGGCCUUUGGAGUCGGUGCAUAAAGCAUUAAAGCUAGGUAUAAAUGGAUUUGAUACAAGCCCGUAUUAUGGAAAUAGUGAAGAAAUUCUUGGUAAUGCACUAGAGUCAUUAAGAUCAGAAUUUCCUAGAUCAACAUAUUAUAUAUUUACAAAGGCUGGUCGAUAUGGUCAUGAUAAAAAAGAUUUUGAUUAUUCUGCUAAACGUGUGAGAGAAAGUGUUAGAGAAAGUUGUAGACGUUUAAAAACUGAUUAUUUGGAUAUUGUUUUUGCACAUGAUGUCGAAUUUGUUGAGUUAGAGAAAGUUAUUGAAGAUGGUGGUAUUUUACCUGAGUUGUUUAAAUUAAAAGAAGAAGGAAUCAUCAAAUAUGUCGGAAUAAGUGAUUACAUUGAAAAGUUUAAAAAUUCAGUUAAUGUAAAAUAUGUAUUAAAUGCUUCACCACUUAGUAUGGGUCUUUUAUGUGAAAUUGAUCCUCCAGAAUGGCAUCCUGCAUCUGAGGAAUUAUGUGAAAUUGUCAAACAAUGUACAAAGAUUGCCAAGGAUAAUAAUCUCAAUAUUUCAAAGUUGGGUAUUGAUUUCUCAUUAGAUUGGGAUAAAGCUGAUGCUACAGUUGUUGGAUUAUCAAAUAUGGAUGAAGUUGAUGACGUGGUUUCAAUUUUUAAUAGAGUUAUGGCUAGGAAGAAUGGUGAAAAAGAUCAUUGUUUAUCUGAUCUGGAGAUUAAGGUUUAUGAAAAAAUUAAUCAAUUACUUUUGCCAUAUCAUAAUUGGGAGUGGGAAUCUCCACCACCACCAUCUAUUACCCUUUGA
Entrophospora sp. SA101 is the source of this 1095-nucleotide messenger RNA. The record is from the annotation of a GenBank genome assembly. NCBI's taxonomy places the organism in Eukaryota, Fungi, Glomeromycota, Glomeromycetes, Entrophosporales, Entrophosporaceae.